This is a messenger RNA of Trifolium pratense (red clover), 474 nucleotides long. Its product is annotated as G-type lectin S-receptor-like serine/threonine-protein kinase At1g11300. NCBI's taxonomy places the organism in Eukaryota, Viridiplantae, Streptophyta, Magnoliopsida, Fabales, Fabaceae. The record is from RefSeq and is a predicted model, not a curated record. The coding region runs from base 1 to 474 and encodes 157 amino acids. The transcript has 4 exons.
AUGAUCUUUACAUACCUAGAUUAUUCAGAAUUUGCUAUAGAUACAGAUGGGAAAAGAAAUGUUACUACAGCAAUAGUUAUAGCUAUAGUGAUCGUGGCAACAAUUAUUGUUGUUUCUUGUGCCUAUUUCUUUUGGUCUAAACGUUCAGAACUAACCAAACAUAUAUGCAUUCAAAUUUCUAUUACACAAGUAGUCAUAGAUUGCAUCUCAGUUAAUAGAACAUCCAAGAAGUAUGACAAGGCAUGGAAACUGUGGAAUGAAGAGGAGAUUAUAUCUUUGAUUGAUCCAGAAAUAUGUAAUCCAGAUUAUGUAGAUGACAUUUUGAGAUGCAUACAUAUUGGACUUCUUUGUGUGCAAGAAAUUGCGAAUGAGAGACCUACUAUGGCAACAGUUGUUUCAAUGCUUAACAAUGCAUUCAUUCAAAGGCAGACUGAGCAUAAAGGAGAGUCAUCUCAGUCUCAACUCUCAACAUAG